Messenger RNA from Metarhizium album ARSEF 1941, 213 nucleotides. RefSeq names its product Nitrilase/cyanide hydratase and apolipoprotein N-acyltransferase. Gene Ontology annotation, molecular function: glutaminase activity; NAD+ synthase (glutamine-hydrolyzing) activity. Lineage: Eukaryota; Fungi; Ascomycota; Sordariomycetes; Hypocreales; Clavicipitaceae. Gene Ontology annotation, cellular component: cytoplasm. Gene Ontology annotation, biological process: NAD+ biosynthetic process. The record is from RefSeq and is a predicted model, not a curated record. The transcript is spliced from 2 exons. The coding region runs from base 1 to 213 and encodes 70 amino acids.
AUGGGCCGGUGCGUCACCGUCGCCACCUGCUCCCUCAGGCAAUGGGCGUUGGAUUUCGAGGGCAACACGGCUCGUAUCAUCGAGUCCAUCCGGCAAGCAAAGGCCGCCGGGGCCCGACUCCGCGUCGGACCGGAGCUCGAAAUCACCGGCUACGGUUGCAACGACCGUGAGUGGCUCCUUGACAUCCUCGAGGCAUCGCCGGCGGCGUACUGA